CCGAUAUGAUUUACUUCCGUAUCCUCUUUAUGGGGAAACACCUACUUUCGAAUUCAAAUAAUUUAUUCAGAGCUGAAUGAUUCAGUUACAACAAAGAUAAUGUAAUUAAACAAAAAUGUGUACGUAACUAGUAUGGAAUAACUGAGAAUCAUCACGCAUGUAUAGUUGGAGUGAGAAAUAGGCAACUGUUGAGAAAAGAAAUUGAGUGAAGUAUAAUGCUUUCAAAAUGGCAUCGAACCCAGUAGGUGAUUCUGAUUCAGUUUAUGACUUUAAUUGCACUACUUGUGAAGAAAAUGAUUUGAACACGAAUGCACUGUUUUAUUGUGAUAAAUGCUCCAAAUUUUACUGUCACUUUUGUGUUGGACUACACAAUCAGCUAAUGAAAAAACAUACGGUUCUCGGUAGAGAAAACAUGAAAAUAUGGCCGGUUUCCAAAACCACUGUUCAACCUGUAGCACAAUGCAAGCAGCACAAAAACGAAACAAUAACGAGUUUCUGCGAAGAUCAUGACAGUCUCCUAUGCCAUGUUUGCCAUGUCUACUAUCAUAAGCAGUGCGGUAAUGUUGUUCUCCUAAUCGACAAAGUGAAAGCUCUAAAAACAAAAGAAGAUUUCCAUUUUCUUUCAAGAAACAUUACAACACUACAAGAAAAGCUGAUAGAGAAAACGCAUGGUUUGGACUUGGCUUUGAUGUCCCUACAUAUUACGUGCAAAAAUAACCUCGAAGAAAUCCGGGCGUUUCGUAAGGCAAUCAAUUGUGAUCUUGAUGAGCUGGAAAAACGUUCAAUUGAAAAGUUAGUAGCUUUAGAGUCUGACAUGAGGUCAUUAAUCCAUGCUGACAAAGAAAGCUGCGAAAAGCUCACCAAUACGAUGGAAAGCCUAAAAAGAGAUAUGCAAGAAAUAAACAACGAAACUGGAUCCCUGUAUUUUGUCAUUUACAAAAACUGCCUCGAACAGUUCCGGGAUGCCGAAUUAUCAUUUGAUAAUAUUACACCAAGAGACGAAGUCACAGUUUCAUUUAACCCAAAUGAAGCCAUUAAACGAACUAUGUCAUCUAUGUCCGCUUUGGGAAAAAUUGCCAUUGAAGUUAGUAUGUCUCAAGAUGUAAAUAACCAUCCACAGAAGCAGCAAAGUGAAAAUAUUGGAAACAAACUGUCUGUAUUGUCAGAAAAUGAAAUUAAAGUCAAAGACAAAGCUUUCCAAAGGCACGACAAUUCAUCUGAUACAAUCGAAGUGCUCAAAAUGACGACUAAAUUGACCCAGCACCCUGUGCGAAUGAACGGAGACUCAAAAACAUGUAGUAUAUCGGGUAUAAGUGAGACAAGUGGAGGCCAACUCCUCAUUGCAGACAAGGGGAAUAAGAAACUAAAGCUUUUGGAUCGGACCUUCAGAGUGGUGGCCGAAUAUAUCUUUCCUGCGGAUCCUGUUGCCAUGUGCAGCAUCCACUCUGGACAAGUGGCGGUCGCUGUUGAGGAUUUCGGUCACCACAAUUUACACGAGGUUCAUUUCAUCACCGUUAAUGGGAGUGAUCUGGUGAAGCACAGGAUGUUGAAGUUUGAGCAUAAAUGUUUCGGUGUUGCACACAGCAAAGGCGACCUUUAUAUAGCAUCCUUCACAGAGUUAUUCCACUAUAAUACGAACGGAAGGCUGGUGAAAAAGAUAUAUGAUGAUAAAACAACGACCUGGACAGUUGCGGCAUGUGCGGUAAGUCCAGACGGAGAUAGACUGUACGUCGCUAACUCUGCCUGUAACAAACUGCUCACCCUCAAUAAGGACGGUAUCGUACUUGCCGAGCUCAAGCACAAAGCUCUCGAGUGGAUCUGCUCCAUACCUGGUCUCUACGUGACGGGGGCUGGACACGUGCUGGUUUGUGGAGGCUGGUCAAACAUUAUCUUACAGGUGGACGAGGAUGGAACAGAGAUACUGACAGAGCUGAUAACUGGGAGAAACGCGGCAACUAGACCAAUGUCCGUCUGCUUCAGAAACAGCUCCUCCACACUAGUCGUUGGCAUGAAGGAAGAUAACAACAUCUUGGUCUGCAGAAGUAACUAACUCUCCUAAACGUUUUUAAUUAAAAGUGUAUGUUUGCGAAAGUUAGGUGAAAAAUGAAUGCACAUUGUGUUUUCUUAUUGUAACUGUGAUGUGUAAUGGAUAGCAUGCGUUUUUAAUGUAUUAUUACUAUCAAACGUACUUAAUUUUUCGUUGGGGUAUGAAACAAAAACUAACCGAUCUGUUUAUAAACGAACGGUACUCAGAUAUAAAUAAUUCUAGUAAAUGCAGUAAUUAAAGAUUGUUUGAAGACACACUUGGUUUUGAAUCUUACAAAGUAAAAACUCCAGAUAAUUUUUUUUAAUACAUGAUACGAAUUCGCACAAGAAAUAGCAGGUUACCCGUCGAAACUGGAAGUUGGCAUGGAAUAGAAUUGAACCAAGGAAUGUGUUGUUUAUGUAACUCCAAUACUCAUAUUGGCGAUGAAUUCCAUUGUUUACUCGAAUGUAUCGCUCUCAAUAAUCUAAGGCAACGUUUCAUUGAUAAAAAACAUUGCACGAGACAAACUAUGAUACAAUAUAAAUCGCUAAUGUCCAUCGAUUUUCAUAACUUUAGUGCAUACAGGAAACUAUGUUUGUUCGUUCAAAGACCUAUAGAUAACAUGUUAUCUAUAGGUCUUUGGUUCGUUAUAGAAAUAUUGAAACAGUUUUAAUUUAUAACGUGUUUGCCUCUCUAUACAGUAAAUAUUGUAUGUUUCUACUAUGCUCUCAAUGUUAAAAUAUUGUUCGUUUUUGUUGUAGAUCUAUAACAUAUUAUUUUUCUCUUCCUUUAAAUGUAAAAAUUGCUGCAUAAUAUGUAACCCCUUCAAACAUGUACCUUUUUUAUGCACUUUGUAUAAUUUUUGCUCAUAUUGUCAUUAACUUGGAAACUUGGGAAGAUAACGAUGAGUUUGUGGAUAUCAUUGAUUGUAUUGAAUUGCAUUACGGAAACUAAUUAAUAAUUAACAUAAAAUAAAAUAGUGAGAGGUUAUUUUACCAAUUCAUUUUAGGCCUCAUUCGUUAAGUAAAUUGUUCUGUUUAGUUUCCUAUAUUAUUUCAUCAAGUGUGCAAGUUCCCUUAUUAUUCCAAUGAAUCUUGUUUACCUAUGUAAAUGUGAAUGUGUCGGUAUCAUGUUGCUCUAUUUAUAUGCAGGGUCAUGUGAUAGUCCAGUUGUUUAACCCUUUGAAUGCUGGGAAAUUUGUCGUCUGCUAAAAUGUCGUCUGCUGAAUUUCUAAAAUUAGCAUUUUCUUCGAUUUUUUUCAAAGAAUAUUAUCAGAAUAGCAAACAGUUUGGAUCCUGAUGAGACGCUACGUUCUGUGGCGUCUCAUCUGGAUCCAAACUGUUUGCAAAGGUCUUCAAAAUCUGGUUCCAGCACUCAAAGGGUUAAGGCUAAUCUUUCUAUUCCAUUUGACGGUGCCUUGCUAUUUCAACAUUCUACGUAUUUGUGUUAUUGUUUUUUUUUAUUUGUUUUAUUUGCAUGUUAUUGAAAUUGUUUUGUACCCAAGUUAGCUAAUUCGGUAAUUUUAUAUGUGUAGUUUGUGCUCGUUGACUUAUUGUAUUCAUUUUUUUUUAUGACAUAUGCACCGAUAAUUACAUUUGUUUGCUGUUGCCAUUUUAAAUAGCCUGAAGUUAUUAAAUACACACAUGUAUGCUAUUA
This is a messenger RNA of Dreissena polymorpha, 3682 nucleotides long. RefSeq lists its product as uncharacterized. The transcript has 3 exons. Gene Ontology annotation, molecular function: zinc ion binding. The coding region runs from base 227 to 2050 and encodes 607 amino acids. NCBI's taxonomy places the organism in Eukaryota, Metazoa, Mollusca, Bivalvia, Myida, Dreissenidae. The record is from RefSeq and is a predicted model, not a curated record.